GCACUCCUCCAACUGGUUGAGCAGUCGAGUGAUAAGUGAUUGUGGAGUCUUCGCAGUUCGUAGUUCGCGGCGGCGGCGGCGGUGGAUCAAUGGGAAACGGAGAAUUGGAUACGUCAUAGAAAAUGGCUGGUGGAGGGUAGAUGCGCAAUUUUUGCAAAACUUGUAAAUUGCUGAUAUACCUAUUUAAUUUGUUAUGAUCCAUGGUUGACGGCUGUCGCCUUGUCGGGUUGUCUCAUGACAAAAUUUGUCGUGUACUGUAUGAGAUUGGAUUAAUAAUUAUAGAUUUGGCCUUCGAUUUCAAGGGCUCAAACUAGUUUAAUGUAUUUCGUAGUUUACUUAAAAGUUAAUUCGGUUUACCGUAAUUAUUAACAACUCUAUAAUAUUUCAACAACCUUGAAAUUGUAUAAUCCAAUAAUAAUAAAAUAAAGAUUGUGAAUGCUGAUGUUUGAUAGUAUAAUAAUGAAGCACUACCUGGGUACUACAACUGCUGUAUUCGGUGUUAAUACAAUAAUCAUGUAAAUGAGUAGGAAAAAUUGAAGAACUGUAAUUUUUGACUUUUCGAGUAAAAAAAUAAAACACUAUGGCGUUAGUAGAGGGUUUUGGUGAUGAAGUUAUUCAGUUUUUUGGUAUACUAUUCGUUGUUGUGCUAAUCGUAUUGCUAUGGAUGUCUACACAAGUGGCCGAAAUGCAAAUAUUUCGUGGUGCUGUUUUUAUUUUGGAAAGGCGUACAAGAAGACGACACCAUGAUACUACAAGGGCUGCACCUUUAGUUCCUAAUCAAUCUAUUAGCGAACAAUCAGCAACGGAAACCGUUCCAUUAAAUGAUGUGAUUCAAACAAAUUCAACUUUAAGCAAUGAUAAUCCUGAAAAUAAAAAUGAUAAUCCCGUUGCUACAAAAAGUGAUGUGACUGAACAGUUCAAUGAAUCUAGUCAAAGCAAUGAUACCAAUGAUAUUGAUAAUGAACCUCAGAUAUACGAAGACUCUAUAAGAAUACGACUUAAGUAUUUAAAUGACAAUUGUCGUUUAGUUCAAGGCAGAUUACAAGAAACUAUUGGAGUUUUCAAAAGGAGACAUUUUACUAAUGAGUUAACAUCCCAUAAAAUUAUUCGUUUGAUAUUUCAAGGAAAGGUAUUACAUGAUGAUGAAGCUUCACUGAGUAGUUGUGGUCUUCAUGAUAACUGUGUUGUACACUGCCUUAUACAUCAGCCACGUCCUACAGCUAAUGCUCAGCAAACCCCUGAUCCUGUAAACCAAGAUACUGCUGAGCAACCACUGCCAAACACUAUACGUCAUGGUCAUCGUCAACCUGGUGGUCCAGUUCAACGUGAAUGGAACUUGGCAACAUUGUUAUCUGCUUUAAUCACAAUAAUAAUAUCAUUACUUUGGUAUGCCAGAAUCCAGUUUUACACAUUGUUCUCUUAUACAUCUACGGGUACACUGGCAAUAUUAACUGCAAUUUUUUUAUUCACCGCCUUUCUCACUUAUUUGGUGGACAGCGAAGAGCAACAACAUCAUCUACCUCAAUUAAGACACAAUUAGUGCUAUAUUUCAAUACUUCAAAUCAAAAAAUUAUUAACAUCAAAUUUGUUGAGUAUGAAUCUUAUAUUAUUCAGCUCAAAAAUGUACAUAAAAAAAAAACUUUCAAGAAUUAGAAAUAAAAAUAUUUUCUGGAUUUUAAUUUAAAGCACAUAUUUGCAUUGUAAUAAAUCAAUCAAAAUCAAUAAAUUCAUUUUUAUAUAACUAAAACAAAUCCAAAGAGUUAUGUAUUAAAAUUAAAAUUAUAUUAUAAUGUAUAUAGUAUACAUAUAUUACUAUAUUAGCUUUGUUUGAGAUUUAGUUGGUAUGUUUAGAUUAAUAAUAAUUGUUUUUAUUUUUAACCGUUAUUCAAUUUAUUGAAUACAAUUUGUUAAAUUAAUAUAUCCACAAAAGUCCUAAGAAAUACAUUUAUUUUAUGGUAGAUAUAUUUUAUUUUUUCUGAUAUUAGUUUUAGAAAUAUCUUAAACGUUAGAUCAAUAAUUUGUAUUUAUGUAUUAUGAUAAUAUUGUAGUUAAUGAAGAUAGCUUAUAAAAGUAUUUUUAAGCACUUAAAUGCAUUUUAAAGAGAGAAUUAAAAAAAAUAUUGGUUUAUUCAAUUUUAGACUUAAGGGUAGAUACUUAUUAGAUACUUUAUAAAUAAUAUGUUAAUUUAACCAUUUCCUAAGAAAAGAAAUAAAUGUUUAUUCUUCAAAACAAAA
This is a messenger RNA of Acyrthosiphon pisum (pea aphid), 2234 nucleotides long. Its product is annotated as transmembrane and ubiquitin-like domain-containing protein 1. The transcript has 5 exons. The coding region runs from base 581 to 1540 and encodes 319 amino acids. Gene Ontology annotation, molecular function: protein binding. Lineage: Eukaryota; Metazoa; Arthropoda; Insecta; Hemiptera; Aphididae. The record is from RefSeq and is a predicted model, not a curated record. Gene Ontology annotation, biological process: ERAD pathway.